CUAAACUAUUUCAAUUAGAAAUCUACAUGUAUCUAAAGUUCGCAGCUGCAUACUCAUCUAAUCAGCUCAGGUUGUACUUUAUUUACAUCGUUCCAAUCUUCAUAUAUUACUUGUGAAUUGGUCUGGCAGAAGGUCUUGAGUUUGAAUGUCUCCCACAUGUAGAAGUAGCACGCACGCGACGUACAGCUGUAGUAGGUAAUGAUGGGGUAAAGGUCGUAACUUGAUAAUAAUUAAAAGUAAAUACAAGGUAGUACGUUGAACUGUGGGAUCGAUACAUCACGUUAACAUUCAAGUUCAAGUAACGUCACUAUGGCUACCGUAGGCCAAACACUGCGGAGUGUGGGGAAACUAUGAUAAAAGAACAGUGGUAUUGAACAGUUUAGUUAUUCAAUACCUCAGUCGACACUGCCUUGGGCGGUUCAAGUUACUCGCAGUAAAAAAAUAUCAAAAACACAGCUAAAACACGUUAUUUAUACCGCACAUAGUGUUAAUUUCAUAUUAAAGUAAAAAAAAAAAUAUAGAUAAUUAUGCGUGUUUCUGGCACUCGGACAUACUAUCGGCCGACGCCACCCAAAAUGCCUCCAGGAUUGGUUAAUUUAGUACAAGAGUUAUCAAGGGAUGUACUGAAAAAUAAUCCAACUGAUAUUUAUGGAUACUGCGCUAAUCAUUUCAAACAACUACUCGAAAUAAGAGAUGGCCCUCUUGUAAAGAAAAAACUAACGUUAGAAGAGAAAAUUGCUAAAGCUCAAGAAAAGGUAAGGCAGCGAGCUGAGCAACGAUGGGAACAAUAUGAUAACGAGAUGCUCAAGCAACAGCGUCAACAACAAUCUGAAAUAAAGGAUGCAAACAAAAGCGAUAUAUUAAUUCCCACUCAAGAACCAGCGGCUGUUGAUAUUACACCAUUAAUUCAAAAUGAACAGGAGAUAAAUAAUUCGUCAGCAGCAGCCCUGCCAUCAUUAGCAGCUGUAUCGUCAGUAGUAGCUCUAUCUUCAGGUCUAUCAGCAGCUGUAGCUCUAUCAUCAGCUGUAGCUCUGUCGACAGCUACAGCUCCAUCCGUAUCUACAGUUGAAAUGUCCGAUAAAACUGAUACACCAUCCGAAGAUCAUGAAGAUUCUGAACAUGAUCAUGAUUCUGUAAUAAACGCUAAUGAUAGUAAUGGUGAUUUAAAAAUUGAUGUUAAUACAGAGUCUGCAUCUAAUGACAACGAGACAAAAAGUGGUAAUUCCGUCACAGAAUCUUUAAUUCCGAUCAGUGAUAACGUAAGUGAAAAUCCUAUCAAAAUUCCUGAGGCAAACGUUAUUGCCGUUGCCGCAUCAGAGAAUUUAAAUAAUUUGAGUGAACCUAUUGUCAACGAACAUUUAAAGUCUGAUGAUCCACAGCAAAUUAGAGAUAAUGAAGAAUCUACAACAUUAGAUAAAAAAUUACAAAUAACGGUCGAGUCUAUUCCCACUAAUGAUGGGAUUGUGGAAAAUGAAAAAAGUGAUGAUGAAAAGUCUACUAUAAAAACGGAAAUCGAUAUUAAAAUAGAAGAAAAUGAUGUAAUUGAGUCAAAUUUACUUGUGGAACCAGUUAGAAUUGAAAAUUACACUGUCGAAAAUCUUCCCCAAGAAAUUAUUAAUCCAAAAACUCAACACUCAAAUGAAACAGAAAGCAUCAAAGAUGACAAAGUCGUUCUUGCUGAUGCGUCACAGUUCAAUGCACCAGAAAAUGGCAUAAAGAAGUUGGAAAAUGAUGAUAUUAAAAAACAAGCUGAUUCAGAUUCUCAGGAAACCAACCAAUUCGAAAUUUCUUUUAAAGAAUCUCCCACUGUUGAACUGCAGGGUUCGCGAGUUAGUUCAGAUGUAAUGGAAUCUCUGUUGGACUCAAAUAAUGAGAAUGAAAUCAUGACACUUGUAUUACAAGAAUCCACAAAUGGUGAUUUAGAGGACAUAAUUGGUUUCAAUGAAAUUAGUGCCACUGAUUCGAAUUCGAAAAUUCACGCUAAUACAACCCACUCCAAUAAAGUUGAAUCAGAACAAGAAUCGAAAGAGAAUCGGAGAGAGAGUGUGAAGAUUCAAGAGAAUGAAUGCAAAAGUUUAAUGAAUAAUGCUGUUGAGGUUGAUGACAAGAAUGAAGCCCAUUUAGAAAAUAACGACAUCCAGAACAGUGAUCCGGGAUCAUCAAAAUUAAGUGAAUCGAGUCCUUCUAGCCAAAGUCAAGAUAAUAUGGAUUUGGAAACUGCCGCAGUAACUAUACAAAAAGUUUUUCGAUCGUUCCUUUUUAAGAGUAGAACGUCUACAUUGGAUGAUACCGUGAACGAUGAAAAAAUGUUCUCGGAUGACGAUGAUAAAAAUAAGGAGGAAUGUGAUUUUACCAUUCCAGGUCCUCUAAACGAAAGAAGACCACAUGGUAUCACAAGAAUGGACACAGUUCUCCAGACAGUUAACGAAGAAAAAUCGCUUUCUUUAUCUGAUGAUUCUUCCACAUUAUCCAGUGCCGCAACUAUAAUCCAGGCUCACGUUAGGGGUUUUUUGGUUAGAAAUAAACUCAAUUCAAAUAAGACAAUUUCUACUAAUUCACAACACACUAGCUAUUCGAACGAACCUUCGCUUACGUCUUUAGAAAUGGAUAACGAACAAAAUAAAAAUAAAACCGUGUUAAAUAUCCACAUUGUUCCCGAAGGCGGGAAUUAUUUGAGUCGAGAUGAAAGUUUAAUCACUUCUAUGGAUUUGUCUUUAGACAGUAGUCCGCCAUCGUCCAUUAAUUUACAUCCUUUGGGAUAUGACAAGAGUGAACGACGAAAGCAGUUAAAGAGAGAAGAUGCUAUACAAUCAAUUUCUCCACCAAGUAACAAUAGUGGAAAAUUAAGCGAGGACGUGGAUUCCGUGAAAGAGAUUAUUGAUUCUGAAGCUGUAGUAGACCACCCUGCCGAAAACUCUGGCAAGGAUAAUUUGAACGAUGAUAUGGCUCAUUGUAAUAAUAAUCAAAAUGACAAAGCUAAACACGAGGCUACAGAAAAUAUCGCCACUGAUGAUGUGGAAACUUGUGUACAGCAAAAUAAAUCUUUGGAUACCGUUAAUUCAGAUGAAUUGGAUGUUGUGACUCCAUUUGAAUCUGGUGAAGAAAACAAUCCUUCAGAACAUAAACUUAUGCAUUCAGGAGAAUUUCACGACGCUGUGCUUCCUACUAAGGUGUCUCGCAGUGACACAUCUGUCGCCAGUGGUGAGUGAAGACAUCUAUUAUCAGAAUUCAAGAAUGUCCUGG
Messenger RNA from Spodoptera exigua (beet armyworm), 3243 nucleotides. The record is from the annotation of a GenBank genome assembly. Lineage: Eukaryota; Metazoa; Arthropoda; Insecta; Lepidoptera; Noctuidae.